This is a messenger RNA of Prinia subflava (tawny-flanked prinia), 10510 nucleotides long. RefSeq names its product RAS protein activator like 2 (gene RASAL2). Bases 2342 to 5749 code for a protein of 1135 amino acids. Lineage: Eukaryota; Metazoa; Chordata; Aves; Passeriformes; Cisticolidae. Gene Ontology annotation, biological process: regulation of GTPase activity. The transcript has 17 exons. The record is from RefSeq and is a predicted model, not a curated record.
AGGAAGGAAGGAAGGAAGGAAGGAAGGAAGGAAGGAGAAAGAAAAGAAAGAAAGAAAGAAAGAAAGAAAGAAAGAAAGAAAGAAAGAAAGAAAGAAAGAAAGAAAGAAAGAAAGAAAGAAAGAAAGAAAGAAAGAAAGAAAGAAAGAAAGAAAGAAAGAAAGAAAGAAAGAAAGAAAGAAAGAAAGAAAGAAAGAAAGAAAGAAAGAAAGAAAGAAAGAAAGAAAGAAAGAAAGAAAGAAAGAAAAGAAAAGAAAAGAAAAGAAUUUGCCCAUAAAAGCACAUGAACCCUUUGAAGAGAUGUACAGCUAACUUUCAUUUCCCAGUCCUGACUUUUUCCAUCUUUUCCCUGGUGCCCUAUGGUACACAGAGCUGUGUGCUGUUGCUCCAGCCUGGGGGGAGAUGCUUUUGUGCGGUGCUGCGGAUGCCGCUGGUCCCGAGCUCUGGAAUGAAGAGCUGUGUAAUUAGCAGAGCGUUCGCGGCUCUGCCCUGCAGGGGCGGCACACACAGGAGAUCAUGGGAGCUGUUGCUGCUCUUCUGCAGAGCCUGCCUCCACUGUGAGCCCAAGUUUUCCCUGCUGCUUCCAGUAAUUGGGCAUUUCCAAGGAGCAGGUCAAUUUGUCCUUUGUGGGGACUGUAUAUUUUGUUAUGCUGUUGUUAGUGACAGAUUUUUGGGGGAAAAUUCCGGUUUUUUGGAGCUUCUCUUCUGUUUCAGUGCUACUCUUGGUGCAGGAUCCCUGGGUGUAGUUUAGUGAUUGGCUUUAGAGGGCAAGGGAGCAGUAAAUAAUAAUAAAUAAUUUUCUGUUAUUUAUUUUGCAGUCAGUAUUGUUUAAGCAUGCAUUCAAUAAGUUUCUUUCCCAAGGGCUAGGCUUGCUUUUCCCACAGAUUUUCCACUUGAGCCUUGGCAGGAGGUAGGGUGACCAAAGCUACUGUUUCUUCCAGGGAAAACACAGGGGGGUGUGGGAAAUUGUUACCUGAGACAAUGUGCAGAACCUCAUUUUAUGUAACCCUGCAAGAAAAAGGUAGUGGAAAGAAGGAGUGAAUCAGAGGAGAAUAUGUUUCUCCAAUCAAAGGGCAAAAUUAGAGAAAAUUAGGGAAAAAUUGAAGGAAAUUAAAAAUAAAACAGAACACUCGCUCUUGACAGCAGCAAAAGGUAGGAGGGGGCAUGGAGCCCCUCAGUUCUUGGUGAGCAAUUCUGGCCUGUUUAGCAACAAGCUGAACAACUUCACAUUCUUCUGUGUGUGUGUUUGUGUGCUCGGGCUGGCAGGUGGGACCUGCUGGAGGGCAGACCAUGGGCUUUUAAACAUGACACGCUCUUCUCUCAGGGUGUCACAACGUGUAAGGGGAGGGUGUGGUGGCAGCAGCAACCAAACCGUGUGGGGUUUGGCUUCCGUGCCUUAAAGAGCUAAAAAGAAAUAAAAUUUAUAUAGCUAAAUAUAAAUAAAUGUAAGGAUUUGGCUUCUGUGCUUUAAAGAGCUAUAAAUAAUAAAAUUUAUAUAGCUAAAAAAAAAGCCUCGAAAUUCAGCUCUCAGCACUUCUAAACUAAAGGAAAAAAAAAAAAAGUACAGAGCCUAGGAAAAGGCAAUUGGUAUCAGACUCCACCAAAGCCACAGAUCUUUGAAUUUCAAGACAAAAAUAAAAGGCAGUGCAGAAAACAAAGAGGGAGGAGGGAAGUUCAUUGUUUGCUCAAGUGACUCUUGGGGCUUUUUUGGUGCUGUGUAUUUCCUAAGCUGUGGAAGCAUUUGAAGUGGGGAAACAUCUUCAAAGGAAGGGCAGUUUUUCAAACACAUUCAGAUGUAGUUCCUAGCCCAGCUCAUGAGAUGUUUUCAUGUAAACUGGCUUCUUGCACUCUGGACAGCGAAUGCAGCGAGAUCACCCUCUUAAGUUUCCCUGUAGCUGAUUUUAGCCUGGGACUCAGCUGCUUGAAAUCCCUGAGUUUUCUCAGCAUCGGACGGGUUUGCACAGGAGUGCCUCCUCCUGCCCACACCCCUUCCACCCCACCCCGAGUGCUUGCGCUGCCUGCCGGCUCCUCCACGCUCCCUUGGGACAGGAAAAAUGGAGUGUGUGCCCGUGCCGGCUGCACCGUGCCGCCGAUUCCGGGGAACAUCGCUUGCGCGGGGCGGGCAGGCGGCGCUGGGAGCGCGGCGCUGGCUCAGCCUGAGCCGGGGAGCUCAAUAGGGAGCCCGGCGCUGGCUCCGGCUCCGCUGCAUUCCUGCCCGGCCGGGGCUCGGAGGGCGCUCGGGAGGGGAGAGGAGAGGAGAGGAGAGCAGAGCGCGGAGACUCCGCCGCCUUCCUACUUGGCAUCCUGGCAGGACCAUGGUGGAGCUGAGAGCAUUCCCACAAAAUGCAGUGCACAGAGGUCCCAGCAGAGAGGUCUCCUCGCAGACGGAGCAUCUCGGGGACCAGCACCUCUGAGAAAACCAACUCCAUGGACGUGCCGAACACUUCUCCUUUCAGAGUGCCAGGCUUCUUCAGUAAGCGCCUGAAAGGAUCCAUCAAGAGGACAAAGAGCCAGUCCAAGCUGGACAGGAACAUCAGCUUCCGCCUGCCCUCUCCCAACAAUUCGGAGGACAGGCCACGUGAGCUGCCCAAGCUGAAGGAGUCCCGUUCCCAUGAGUCCUUACUGAACCAAGCCAGCGCCAUCGAGACUCUGGACUUUGCAGCAGAAGAGGCAGUCUUUGUCAAACCACUUCACAACAGCAUCCUUGGACGAGACUUCUGCUUUGAGGUAACCUACUCCAAGGGCAAUAAAUGCUUCAGUUGUUCCUCUGCAGCAGAGAGGGACUGGUGGAUGGAAAACAUACGCAGACUAUCGCAGCCGAUGAAGGACAAUUGCCGCCGAGCUGAAAACGUGCUUCGCCUCUGGAUCAUAGAGGCCAAGGACCUGACCCCCAAGAAGAAAUACUUCUGUGAGCUGUGCCUUGAUGACACCCUCUUUGCCCGCACCACCAGCAAAGCAAAAGCAGAUAACAUUUUCUGGGGGGAGCACUUUGAGUUCUACAGUCUCCCACACAUUCAGAGCAUCACAGUUCACAUCUACAAGGACGUGGAGAAGAAAAAGAAAAAGGACAAGAACAAUUACGUAGGCCUGGUCAACAUCCCCACGGCCAGCGUGACCGGCCGCCAGUUUGUGGAGAAAUGGUACCCAGUGAGCACCCCUACAGCCAACAAAGGCAAGUCAGGGGGCCCUUCCAUUCGCAUCAAAUCCCGCUACCAGACCAUCACCAUCCUGCCCAUGGAGCAGUACAAGGAGUUUGGGGAGUACGUCACCAGCAACUACGCCCUGCUGUGCUCCGUGCUGGAGCCUGUCAUCAGCGUCAAGAACAAGGAAGAGGUGGCCUCUGCCUUGGUGCACAUCCUUCAGAGCACGGGGAGAGCCAAGGACUUCUUGACAGAUCUGGUGAUGGCUGAGGUAGAUCGUUGUGCAGAACACGAUGUCUUGAUCUUCAGGGAGAACACACUCGCUACCAAAGCUAUUGAGGAGUACCUCAAGCUGGUAGGACAGAAGUACCUCCAGGAUGCCCUGGGGGAGUUUAUCAAGGCUGUGUACGAGUCUGAUGAAAACUGUGAAGCAGAUCCCAGCAGGUGCUCACAGAGUGAAUUAGCAGAUCAUCAGUGCAACCUGAAAAUGUGUUGUGAGCUGGUCUUCUGCAAGAUUAUCAAUUCCUACUGCGUGUUCCCUCGUGAGCUGAAGGAGGUGUUUGCAUCUUGGAAGCAGCAGUGCCUGAGCAGGGGCAAGCAGGACAUCAGUGAACGGCUGAUCAGUGCCUCUCUGUUCCUCCGCUUCCUGUGCCCUGCCAUCAUGUCCCCCAGCCUCUUCAACCUCAUGCAGGAGUACCCUGACGACCAGACCUCCCGCACGCUCACCCUCAUCGCCAAAGUCAUCCAGAACCUCGCCAACUUCGCCAAGUUUGGUAUUAAGGAAGAGUACAUGGCCUUCAUGAAUGAAUUUCUGGAACACGAGUGGGGAGGAAUGCAGCGUUUUCUGAGGGAGCUCUCUAACCCAGAUACCAUCUCCAACAUGCCUGGAUAUGAUGGCUACAUCGACCUGGGCAAAGAGCUCUCGGUGCUGCAUUCCCUCCUGUGGGAGGUUGUGUCCCAGCUGGAUAAGGGUGAAAAUUCCUUCCUACAGGCAACCGUGGCAAAACUGGGACCUCUCCCUCGUAUCCUUGCGGAUAUCACAAAGUCCAUGACCAGCCCCACACCCACGCAGCAGCAGCUGAAGCGUUUCACGGAGCACAGCUCCAGCCCAAAUGUGGCUGGCAGUCUCUCCUCAGGACUUCAGAAGAUAACUGAGGACCCCACCGAUGGUGACAUAAACAAGAUGAAGUCUCCAACCCAGGAAAAUGUAGAUGGACAUUUUAGGGGCAAGACCUUACUGCUGGUGCAGCAAGUAUCCACGCAGAGCAUGAGUUGCUCAGACAAGGAUGAGAAGGUAAGUGUCUUGCCCAACGGACGUAGCAUCUCCCUGAUGGACCUGCAGGACCCUCACACAGCUCACAGUGACACUGCUUCCACGAUGCACGACGUGCCUUUGCGCCUGGCGGGCAGCCAGCUCUCCGUCACCCAGGUGGCCAACAUCAAACAGCUGUGGGACACCCAGAGCACCCCCCAGAGCGCUCCCCAGGUCCGGAGGCCGCUGCACCCGGCGUGGAACCAGCAGGGCAGCCUCCGGCCUCUGUCGUUCCAGAACCCGGUGUACCAGCUCAACAACCCGAGCCCCCCCACGGCCAAGGCCUCCGUGGACUCCAGCCCGGAGAACCUGAGCACCGCCAGCUCCCGCAGCCGCAGCAACAGCGAGGACUUCAAGCCCAGCGGGCGCAGCAACAGCAGCCUGGAGGACUCGGCCAAGCGCAGCUCGCAGAGCGAGGACUCGGCGCGGCGCCCCGACAAGCACGUGCCCGUGGUGCUGCCGCGGCAGAACAGCAGCAGCCAGGCGCAGAUCCGCAAGAUGGAGCAGGCCGGGCCGGGCACCAGGGCCAAGACGCUGCACACGCUGGCGCACAGCCCCUCCCUGCGCAGCACGGGCAGCGCCUCCGGGGCCUCGGGGGCCGCGGGCGCCGAGCCCCUCCAGAACGGGAACCGCUCCCGCCACCAGUCCUCGUCCUCCCGGGAGAGCCCCGUGCCCAAGGUGCGCGCCAUCCAGCGGCAGCAAACGCAGCAGGUGCAGUCGCCGGUGGACUCGGCCACGCUGUCGCCGGUGGAGAGGACGGCUGCGUGGGUGUUCAACAACGGGCAGUACGAGGACACCAAGAAGGACAUAGCCCAGAACCUGGAUGACAUCAAGCAUGCUGAGAAGUACGAGCAGGAGAUCGCCAAGCUGAAGGAGCGCCUGCGCGUGUCCAGCCGCCGGCUGGAGGAGUACGAGCGGCGGCUCCUGGUGCAGGAGCAGCAGAUGCAGAAGCUCCUCACCGACUACAAGUCUCGACUGGAAGACAGUGAGGACAGGCUGCGCAGGCAGCAGGAGGAGAAGGACAGCCAGAUGAAAAGUAUCAUCAGCAGACUCAUGGCCGUUGAAGAGGAGCUGAAAAAGGAUCACGCUGAGAUGCAAGCAGUCAUUGAUGCAAAGCAGAAAAUCAUUGAUGCACAGGUCAUAAAUGGGGAUGAGAUAAUUCCAACAGGAGAAGCGGAUCGUGUUCCUGGACUCGGCCAACACGCGCCUGAUGAGCGCCCUGACGCAGGUAAAGGAGCGCUACACCAUGCACGUCCGGAAUGGCAACCCUCCCAAGCUUUCCAUCACGGAGAAUGGUGAAUUUAAGAACAGCAGUUUCUAACCCUGCAGGUGCCGCCAACCACCUACGUGUAAGAGCCAGACGGAGCAGAGCCGAGACACCUCACCGUCACUGAUUGUUGCACAUAGUUCUUCUGUACAAGGAAAGUUGUAUUGUUUGAAGAUUGUACUGUUUGAAGAUUGUUCUAAAAUUGUUUUAGAAUUGUAUUUUAAAUUGUUUCAAGAUAGUAUUGUACAUUCAAUAAAAUUGAAAAAGCAACUCUGAAGGGUGGGCUUUAAUUCCCCACUCAGGGCCAGGAGAACCAGGCUCCCCAGAAUAAGUCCUUGUGGAUUGCUGUGUAAAUAGAGGGAGCUCUUGGGUUGUGUACAGAAAAUGCCAAUGUAAUAUACCAAAAGGAAGUGAAUACUGUAGAUUUUUUAAUUAUUGCUAUUUUUUUUAUUAUUAUUAUGUUGUUGUUAUUGUUGUUAUUGUUAUUGUUGUUGUUGUUUUUCUCUUGUUGAAAGCACUGCAGUCCUGGGAGGAGGAAGAGGGGAGCGUGUGUGCGUGUGUGUUGUGGGUGAGAGAGGUGAGCAGCGGGUGACCUGAGACAGCAGCUGGAAAAGGACAUGAGUGGAGUGAAAUGAAUUCCAUAGGAAAACUCGUCAGCUGGGUUUAUUCCCCUCUUCCCCAGCUGGUCUUUAGCUGAAUGCAAACUUGAUAGCAAACGUGUUAGCAAGAGGACUGGCUCUCGCUGUGUCCCGUACCUCCUUUUGACAGGACUCUGUCAUAACACAGUCUUCUGAAGAAGGUACACAGUGGGAGCAGCAAGCUGGGCUCCUGGAAUUUGCACAGUCAGGCUUCCUGUCAGACACAGGGAAUCUGCAGGAUUCUGUGGUAGGAUUCUUUCUUUUUUACCCCAGUUCUAAUGCAGUUUUAUAUUUUCUGUUUGGAGGCUUUACAGACCUGUAAAUACUUUUUUAACGAUUUCUAGCCAAUCCCCACUGUACACCCCCUGCAGCGGCACCCUGAAUUCCCUCUCUGCUCUCCAUCAGGAACAGACAGGUUAAUCCUCUCGGGAAAGGGCUAACCAAAGGGUGCCCAUGCCCAGCACAGGAAAUUCCAUAUGCAAAAGUCCCUUUUUCUAGAGGAUUUCUGUAUUUUAAUGCUUGCUUAUUUUCACUAUUUCAGCCACUUGUUGUUUAGCCAGUGUAGUUCCAGUUGAAAGAUCUUCCAUUUCUGCUGAGAUUUUCCUUUCUCUGGAUACUUUAAAGGAUUUUUUGGUUUGUUUUUUUUUUUUUUCUUUAGUUCUGUACACUGCAGUUUUUUUCAGAAGUUUUGACAAAGCUUUCAUCUCCAAUUCCUUUCCUAUGUGUUUCAUAGAAGCAUGAUUGCAGACUGUGUGAAUGGGAUAUCGCUCCAAAGUGACCUUCUCCUGGGAGAUAGGGACAUUCACAACCUGUAACAGAUGAACUGUAAAUGGCUUGGUAUUGUCAAUUCUCAUUAUUUCGUCAAGUGCCACAAUGUUUAAUCUGAGAGAGGGUUUGUGGGUUUUUUUAAUCCCAGAUUCUGGAGUCAAGUGUGAAAUUUUACUUCCAGCUGUUCCUGUGCAUUUCAAGCCCUCAAACUCACAGUAAAUGAAAUUAUUGCAGCAUUGAUUGAAACUGUUAAUUACAGAAACAUACCGAUAACAGCAAGUGUGAUUACCCAUUCACACAUGCUGUCGAAAUUGGAAAAGUUUACUUCAAUUUGAGACAAAACCUCGAGAGGUGCCUCAGUGUGGGGUUGUCUCAUGAAAAACGCACGAGUGUCUAAGCCAGUUCCCUGCACAUGAAUUAUUGGCAAUACCAAGACCCACACCCUGUCUGUUGCCAACUUUGCCUGGUGUUUGGAAAUGAAUUAAUUUUAAUUUGAAAUUUUUGGAAAUUAAUUAAUUCAUUUUUGGAAAUGAAUUCAUCCCAGCUCAGUGGCUGAUGCAGGAGGUGGCAGAGCAGUGCGUGUGCUCUGGUGUCGAUGCUCGAGCUGCCACCACCACCCACAUGAGUUGUGUGCCUCAGUGCAGAGCCCCCUGUGCUGUGGGAUGUGUGUGCAUCAGUCCUGCCAGCCCUUCUGAGGGCACAGCAGUCUGCAGCGAGCUGGGAUUUGGGAUUCCUGCUCAGCUCUUUGGGAUCAAAGCUGCUCCGGCUGCUCGGCCGGCACUGCCACACCUGGGGUUGUGCUCUGCAUUGGCUCAGCAGUGGUUACUUUUCCAUACUUUCCAAAGCGUCUUCCAGCUCUAAAUCCUUGCUGACCUCUGAUAUUUUUAUUCCUCAAACUGUGCCUUUGAGUUCCUCCUUUCUCCCUCCAGGCAUCGCAGCCGUAGCAACUCCUCCAGCUUGUGUUGAGCUGUCGUGUGAGGGCCUCUUUCACAGAGCCUUUCUGUGGGCUGUUCCUGUGGGAUCUGCGUGUCCUUAGCCAAGUACUGGAAUUGCACAGCUGUAGCAAGGGGGAACAGGCUCCCGUCCCUCUGGGAUGGCCAUGGGAGCCGCUGCCUGGUGGCACCGUGCAGGUGACAUAGGUGUGACCGUGCGUGAGUGGGGCUGCUCUGGCAGAACAAGGCAGAAGCAGAUGUGGUGUUCUAGGAGAGUGAUUCCAGCAUUAUUUUGGGAAACACCUUUCCCUGGAGCUCCCCAGUGCUCUGGUAAUGUCAGAGGUCACUGGCUGGGCUGUGUGGUUUGAUGCUGAGGGCUCUGAGGUGUCCACUUUGCUUUCUGCAAUAGGGGGAGCAUUUCAGCCUGGAUUUUUAGAGGGGAAAUAAUCCCUGCCCCAAUAUUGGUGAGGUCUUUGGCAGUGCAUCAUUCCAAUACUGCACCUUUUCCUGUGUGUUUCUCAAGCUUGCAGAAUGCUUGUAGGAAAAGCAGGGGCUCUGUCAGAGCCUGACCCCUCUCUGUGGUCUCAUAGCUCAUUGCAGGCUGGUGUUUCUGUGCUCUUCCAGUUUCUCCCCUAAGGUUCCAGGUGUGUAGACCCCGGAGGGGUGAAGGUUGCAGAGUCAGUGCUGCAAGACUGGAAUUGAUCUGCUGCAGCACAGAACACUGCUCCUGAGUCCUGCAGGCAGCUGUCUCUCCUAGUUUGUUACCAAGCAGCCUUCCAGAAAAAUUUUCAGCCGCCUGAAGCUGACAAUAUGGGAAAAUGCCAGUUUCUAUUUUGUCCAGACUGAUAAAAUCCAAGUGGCACUAAACCACGUGUGUGUUGAGGAGCAGGAGCCCUGCCUGGGCCUGACCACAUUUGGGUUUAGACUCGUGGCCAGUGGGGCUCUGCAGCAGUGAGGGAGUAAAUGGUGCAACGUGUGAUGGGGAGCGUGGCAGAGGCUGCCCUUGGGUGCACACUCUGAUGGCUGUGUCCAAUGCUGUGCAAGGAGCUGCUGCUCCCACUGCAGGGGAACAGAUGAAGUAGUGCAGGAAAAAUUGGAUAGCCUGGAGGAGGAAUUCUCGUGUUCCUCAGACUGAACAGGAAAGUCACCCCAUCCUGGUGUCUCAGUCCGUGCUGGCCACGUUGGUACCGUUCCAGGAGGGUUCUCUCCAAACCUCAAAGCCACCUGGGCUUAGUGAGUGCUCAGGGAAAGCUUGAGGCCAGCACAGCAGGGCAGGGAGAUGGAGCAGCCCCUUGUGUGUGGCCUCUUGGCAGGCUGUGUGUGGUGUCUGCAGUGUGAGAGGUGAGCAGGGUGAGCAGGGACAGGCUCUGAGAGGACAGAGGGAGCACAGCCUAGGGGCAGCACCCUGUAAAUCCAGGAAUUCAAGCCUUUUUUUUUUUAGGGGGAAUAGAUUUCACAUCUAGGAAUUACCAACUGUUAUUUCCCUGGUGUACCAAAAAUGGGCAGCUUUUUACAAAAGCACAGAUCCAUACAACUACACAUUUUGCUGAAUUCCUCUCCAGUGGCAUAACUCAGGCAGGGAGUCUACUACAGGAGCAUGGAAAGGGAUUUUCUAGUAUUUUCUAGUUAGAGAAUAUGAGGUGUAUCCACUAAUAAAUUCUUUAUUCAUCUAAUAAAUCAUCAAAGAAAUGGGGUUUAUUUUUGUGUUCAUGUAAUUGCUUUGGUUUGGCUGUGAGCUUUUCCCCCAUGAUAUAUUCAUUUCAUAUUUUGGUGCUUGCAUAAACCCACCAGCUUUUAACUCUGAAGUCCAUGAAUUUUACAGCCAUGUCCAUGGAACGUGUCAGCAAUACUUACUUGUGUGGAUGAAUUCUGCUUGUGUUCUACAAAAAUGUCCGUGUUGUUCCUGGAAAACAAUUCCUGUCUGAGUUGAACCAUGACGUGCAUUUCCAUCAGUGGUGGGCAUGGUCAGCCACAAGUAUCCAGCUGAGUCUGCCAGAGGAAAAAGGGUUAAAUUUAGGGUGAUGUUUUCAGGUGUUUCCUUCUCCACAGUAACUUAACUCCCAGGAGAAUGAGCAUGUCCUUACAGAUCAUGCCUGCCAGGAAUCCUACCUGCAAAAAUAGAUUUUCUGUCUCAAGGGCCUUAAUAAGAGUGUUACUACACAGAACUGUUCUACAAUGAUAGCUCUAAAUAAUUUAUUUUUUAUUUCAACAAAGUACACCUUUAAAAAGGAAUAAACUUGUUUUUCAAGCCGUAUUUUUAUGCUUGUAGCACUGGACUGUUUGGUCUCUGAGAUCCAUUUCUGCAUUUCAUUGCCUGGGUUUGUUCUAAAGAAGAUUUAUUUUUGUUCUGUGAAUAAUUUUUGAAGGUUCUUGUAAUAUGUACAGAUAUAGAUACAUUUGAGGACUUUUAUUGAUAUUCCUACAAAGAAUACAAAUAAACUUUAACUUUAAAGAG